UUUUGCUAUACUACAGUCGACAGAACAGUGCUGUUGAGAUAGGUGUUUGUUAAAUUGAAUUAAUUGUCAAACGUAUAAUAACUCUUUAGAAAUAUAAACGCAUUAGAAAAAUUGAAAAUAAGACAGUCAUUUUUGUCGAAACAAAAUGUUUCGUAGUCAACUUGUGUUUGAUAAACUGUUAGAUAAAGCAACAAGUAAUUUACUACUUGAACCUGACUGGUCUCCAAUUAUCAAAAUUUGUGAUUUAAUACGCCAAGGAGAUGUGCAACCAAAAGCAGCACUUGCAUCUAUAAAGAAAAGAAUGACACAUAAUAAUCCACAUGUAGCUUUAUAUGCUUUGUUGGUAUUGGAAUCUUGUGUUAAAAAUUGUGGUACACUGAUACACGAUGAAAUUGGUACAAAACAAUACAUGGAGCAGCUGAAAGAGCUAGUUAAAACAACGACCAAUGAAAACGUUAAACUUAAAACUUUGGAAUUGAUUCAAGCCUGGGCACAUGCUUUCCGAAAUUGUCCCAAAUACAGAGCAGUACAAGAUACACUCAAUAUCAUGAAAGCUGAAGGGCACAAAUUUCCUGCUUUGAAAGAAAGCGAUGCCAUGUUUGUUGCUGAUAUUGCUCCAGCAUGGGUAGAUGGUGAUGUUUGUCAUAGAUGUCGGGUUUCAUUUGGCGUGAUGCAGAGAAAACAUCACUGUCGAGCUUGUGGGCAAGUGUUUUGUGGUCAGUGUUCUAGUAAGACGAGUACUUUGCCCAAGUUUGGAUUUGAAAAGGAAGUUCGAGUUUGUGAAGCUUGUUAUGAGCAUGUUAAUAAACCAUCUACUGCACAGAUUAAAGAAGCGGAUCUGCCUGCUGAAUAUCUUAAUAGUUCUUUAGCCCAACAACAACAAGUCCCGCCUAGGAAAACGGCAGCAGAACUUCAAGAAGAAGAGGAACUUAAUCUAGCUAUAGCUUUAAGUCAAAGUGAAGCUGAACAUAAAGAAAAAGAAAAGAAACGGGCAACUAGUGCUUUAAAAUCAAAUACUGGAACAAUAUCGAGGACAACGUAUUCCCCGCCACCAUCACCCGGCCCUAGUCCGUCAAAGUUGCAGGAAGAGGAAGAAGUUGAACCCGAACUCGCAAAAUAUUUGAAUCGUAAAUAUUGGGAACAGAGACAAACGGCAAUAGAAGAACAUGGUUCGAGGGCAGAUGUUACCAGUCCUUCUGCACCUAAUAUAAGUAGUCCAAUGCCUCAGAAAGUUGUAAUCGCGAAACAACAAAAUGGAGAAGUCGAUAAUCAAAUGGAAGAAUUUGUUAACGCUUUGCGUUCCCAAGUUGAAAUUUUUGUUAACAGAAUGAAGAGUAAUUCGUCGAGAGGUAGAUCGAUUGCUAACGAUAGUUCGGUGCAAACCUUAUUUUUGAAUAUCACUGCUAUGCACUCGAGAUUGUUGAGAUACAUUCAAGAACAAGAUGAUAGUAGAGUAUAUUACGAGGGUCUUCAGGAUAAAUUAACACAAAUGAAAGAUGCUAGAGCCGCGUUAGAUGCGUUGCGAGAAGAACAUAGAGAAAAAUUACGAAGACAAGCUGAAGAAGCUGAAAGGCAAAGGCAGAUGUUGAUGGCCCAGAAGUUGGCUAUUAUGAGAAAGAAAAAACAAGAAUAUCUACAAUAUCAACGUCAGCUUGCUUUACAGAAAAUUCAAGAACAAGAAAGAGAAAUGCAGAUGAGACAAGAACAACAAAAGCAACAGUAUAUGAUGGGUUAUCAAGCUGUUUCCGGUUUUAUUGGACCAUCUCAAGGUUCACCUGUUCGUCACGUUCAGUAUCAAACGCCUGGCUCCAACUAUAAUCCUAUGUCUCCAACAAACCAAGGAUAUAUGUAUGGACAACCUCCGAUGAAACAAUAUCCGUUACAGAAUUACAAUAUGCCUCCAAUGAAUACCAUGCUACCGCAUGUAAUGGGACCGAUGACGAAUCAAGAGCAGCAACCAACAGAUCCGUCUAUUCAAGGACAUGAAGCUAUGGGUCGGGUUUCUGUUUCCGGACCUGGAAUGAUAUCUCAAAUGACAAAUCCCAUACCACAACUUCAGCAGGCAGGUGGACAUCAGAUGGGGCCGCCACCACCACAACAAGGUCCCACAAGUCAUAUAACACAAUCACAGCCUGCGCCAGGUCAUAUGCCACCGCAACAGGGUGCUCCUCCGCAAAUUGCGCAACCAGGACCACCCAAUCAAGUAGGUAUGCCCCAGGUACCUCAAAGUCACAUGGGCCCAUCAUCUACACAAAUCGGACCUGGUGCGCAUGGCCCUCCGGGUCAAGUUGUUGGCCUUCCACCACAGAUGGGACCACAACAACCAUCUACGUUGCCUGGCCCUCAAGGACCUUCGAUACAGCCUCAUGUUUCGAAUACUCCUAUUUCGUCCCAGGGAUCUUCUUCUAUUCAGGUACCUCCAGGAACUACAGCUGCGCCGAUUAUGACAUCGAAUCCGACGAUACAAGGUCCCCAAGGGUCUACUGUACCCACGUUACAAGGUAUGAGUCAAGUACCGAUAACUCAAGGGCAACCGUUACAAUUCCAAUCAUCAACUCCUCUGCCACCAGCAUCAAAUGAAACUGUACCGGUGAAAGAAGACACGAAGCCGGAAACAGCAGAGCUGAUUUCCUUUGAUUGAAAAACCCAUACAUGCGUAAAUAACUGAUAACGAGAAAUGCAUUUAAGAAAUUGCCAACAGUAUAUACAGAAAUUAAAUACAAGAUUUUGUUGCAUAAUUGUAAAGUAUAUCAUAUCUAAUGAGAGGUUGUUUGUAACAUUUAAAUAGAACAAACAAACUUCCGAUAUAUGUAUCUAGAUAAAAUGUAUGUACAAAAUACUUAUAUGUUACAUAGCAUAAAAGAACUGAAAAAAAUUAGUUUCAUCUUAUACCUAACCUUUUACUGGAUAUACAAUAGCUUGUUUUUUUUUUUACAAAAUUUAUUUUUAAAAUAUGUCCCUCUAUUAAAAUAAAAUAUUGCAAA
Messenger RNA from Megachile rotundata (alfalfa leafcutting bee), 2984 nucleotides. It is a transcript of the gene Hrs, whose product is annotated as Hepatocyte growth factor regulated tyrosine kinase substrate. Lineage: Eukaryota; Metazoa; Arthropoda; Insecta; Hymenoptera; Megachilidae. Gene Ontology annotation, molecular function: phosphatidylinositol binding; metal ion binding; ubiquitin binding. Gene Ontology annotation, cellular component: early endosome. The record is from RefSeq and is a predicted model, not a curated record. Gene Ontology annotation, biological process: endocytic recycling; receptor internalization.